Fusarium fujikuroi IMI 58289 is the source of this 1122-nucleotide messenger RNA. RefSeq lists its product as uncharacterized. The record is from RefSeq and is a predicted model, not a curated record. NCBI's taxonomy places the organism in Eukaryota, Fungi, Ascomycota, Sordariomycetes, Hypocreales, Nectriaceae. The transcript is spliced from 4 exons. The coding region runs from base 1 to 1122 and encodes 373 amino acids.
AUGGCGGCGAGGCCUGCAGAAACAUACCGCCCUGGAUACGGAAACGCCGGGGUUGCGCCUCUUCCUAGACAUCUAGAGGCUCGAGGAAUAUCUUCCAGCCGUGCUACUAGUAGCUCUAGCCGCGGUAGCUCCAUUUUACCGACCUCCAGUUCGCAGGUCUCCAGUUCACAGACCAAUCGAUCAUACGAACCGUCUAUAAUGUCUGCCGAUUCGUGUCAAGAAGUGGCUGACGGGUUAAUGUCCCUCAGAUACGAAAUUCAAGACAUGGGUCAACGUAUUGAGGAUUUGAUCGCUCUCAGAAAGCAGCAAUCUCAUAGAGCGAAGAGAGUGAACGAAGAGGAGUAUGAGCAGGCCUUGAACUCCCCGUCCAUGAUUGUCCUCUAUGAAGACUACAAGCUGGCAGUAAAAUAUUCUGUUGAUUGCCAACGGGCUGUCUUCCAAAGGAGAGCCGCCUUUUCUCAUAAUUACAACCGCGCAACAGAGAAUGAUCAGCUGGAGAUAUAUGCCCUACAGGAAAAAUGGGUGAGGGCCGCGAUCAAUGCCGCUGAAAAGAGAUUGAACUACUUGCAACAGUAUCCCUUUGCCUACAGGGAUAAAGGGGCAAUUAUUGGCCAUGUCGAAGCUGCGAAUACACUUCUCAACAGUGCAUGGAAUGGCUUGCGCCAAAUUGAGAGAAACAAGGAGGUAUACGGCUUACGUGAAGUCACCACUGAAGACGUUCAGAAAGCAUGCGAUGUAGCAUCUAAGACGUAUGCAAAGAAGAUCUUGAACUGGCCAGACGGCAGACUCGAGAAGCCGAAGAUCUUCAAAGUUGAGAGCCACGAUGAAGAAAUAAGAAAUGUGGACGAUUGCAUUGAACGAUUUAUUGGUCAUCUCCAUGACGUCUUUGAGGUGUCACCACCAAAAGACCUGCCCAUCUACCCUCACGCGUUCGUUGUUAUGGAUGGAAGCUGCUUGAAGGCUGAUGCGACUGCUACUCUGGUUCUUGCGCAUAAACCGGAAGAUGAAUGGAGAGUCCAGCAUUGCUCUAUGCCCAUUGAGGUUGAGCUUGGUUUGGCGGUUGAGAGCUUAAGAUUGGGCGAUGUGACGGAAGCGGAUAUGCUUGAUAAGUUUACCAACUAA